Achroia grisella is the source of this 2466-nucleotide messenger RNA. RefSeq lists its product as uncharacterized. The record is from RefSeq and is a predicted model, not a curated record. The transcript is spliced from 5 exons. Lineage: Eukaryota; Metazoa; Arthropoda; Insecta; Lepidoptera; Pyralidae. The coding region runs from base 6 to 2156 and encodes 716 amino acids.
UACAGAUGGCGUUAUAUAUGAAACAGGAUUUCACUCCGCCAAUACUAUCCAGAAAAUGGCUGGCCAUAAAAUUCAGACCCAAUAUGUUACUGUACAGUAGACAUCACAUUAUAUCGAUCUUGGAGAGCGGCCUCAUGUUCAGAGAGGACAGCAUAGCAGUGGAACAGGAGGUGCCUUCUCCCGAGGAUGUGUGGCGGACCGCUGGUGGGGGGAAAACUGGCUGGUUUACUAAAGGGGAGGGGAUAGCAACAUUGUUAGCUGUCUCUGCUUGUAUAGCGGCAUUUCCCCCAAGGAGUCUGCAGAAGUCCUCGUUGGCGAACAUGCUCGCGUAUUUGUCAGUACCGGUGGCUCUACGGGCCGUACACCGCGCGUCGUGCGGCGGCUCGCUCGCCGCCCUGCUGUCGAGCAUGCGCGAUUACCUAGCACUCGCUCGCCGGGCGGCCGCUUGUCUCAAGGAAUACGCCGCGUUGCAUGCACAACUAGGGUCCAUAUCAUUCGCGAUAGACUCCACCCAUACGAUGCUGCGGCGGCAGCAGAGCGAGCUGUCUGUCCUCAUGUCACGUGCCUCGUCCGCGUUGCUAGGCAACGCGCCCUGGCUGGUCGCAGACGUGGCCUGGGAUGCUGUGGUACGCGAUCAGGACGAUAACUUGACGAAAAUCCACCACGCGUUCCUAGUAGUGCAGUCGACGUUGCUCAAACAUAUUGCGAUGGCGCAUUACAUACCCUCACUGCAAGCACAACGCAUCUACAGAAACCACAAUGAGAGAAUAUACUGGCUCCACACCACCCUCAUACCGCACCUAACCGAGGAGUUCAAGCAGAAUCACGACGCUCUCAACAGAAUGUACAGAUUACUAAAAAACUUCGGCAGCAGCGAAACAGAUAACAAAAAGUUAGGCACAGCGGUCAUAGACAAUUGGAUGUACAGCGACAUUCACAGUGGCAUAGCGCGAACGUGUUUAGAAUUGAAAUUGUCUAUGAAUAAGUGUAAUGCUUUAGAUGUUUUUCUAGAUUCGUGCGCGCUAAAUAAUCAGGAAUUAGAUUUGAAUGUACUUAGUAAUGAUAUUGACGAAAUUAUUGAUGUUAUAACGAAAUCUCUGACAACGAUGCAAAACUCGCAGUUAAGAUUGAAGAAAAUUAAAAGCAAAUGUGAUAAAUACGAUGCUGAUGUUUUUGAAGAGAACGAGCCUGAAAUUGAAAGCGCGGGAAUUUUGAAAAUAGAAGACAAAGAACCAGAAGCGAAAGAUGAGGUUUUCUAUUUCGUCAGAACGGACGAUGACGUUGAUGCCAUACAGCCCGCCGGGGAUUCGUUGACUGCACCUGGCCAGAAAGAAAGAGAGACAACUAAAAUUGUACUGAGUGAGUUGAGAAGGAAAUUGGGGAAGCGAGAGGACGUCAUGCGCGAAAGGGAGAGGCAAGCGUUAGUGAAAACUAUGCCCGAAUUGAAAGACAACGUUCCGGAGUUUCCUAAACAAAUAAGUUUACAAGAAUAUAUUGACCAAAAAGGUUUUAUACGAAAAAUUAAAACUAAGAAACGCAGAAGAAGGUUAUUCCACAACUAUAAAAUACAUCAUAAAAGUAAUAGAUUAAAAAAAUACAAUUUAAAAAGUAGAACAUAUGAAAAGGUCAGUGAUAUAGUUAGUCCAUACGAGGCAAACUUAAAUUUAGUUUUUAAGAAUAAUCUCAUAACAAUUGAAUGUAAUAAUAAACAAUUAAUAAUUAUUAAAUGGUAUAAACGUGUACAGCCAAUAGAAUCUACUACAGAUAAAAUAGAAAAUGGUACUGGCAGCAAAACUAACGGUUUCGACAAUCCAGAAAGUUCUAGAAAUCAUUAUAAAGUUACAAAACGCGAUCUAGACCUUUCGCCGUCGUCAUCGGAGAGUGAUUUUGAAUUUUACGAAAGACAAGUGGCAUUAUUGAAAGAUGUACGCCGCCACAGAGCGGUCAGAAAGAAACAACAUCCGGAUAAAAGAGCGUCCAUAGACAAGGAAGAUGAGAGUCUACGACCCAUAGAGUAUAGUUUCGGAACAGGAAUGGCUAUGGCUUCGAUGUUACAAACGAAUAAUAAAGUUAAAAUGCCUAUAAUGGUGCAGGAGGAUGUGUUUAUAGGUGAUGGUGAGGUUUCAAAUGAUAGUGGCAAUGAUGAAGAUGCUUAAUAUUUUUUAAAAUAUGACGACUUCGGAGUUCUAGCGGUUUGGCACACCGCUUUACUUCCGGUGGUUGUUGAUUCGAAUCCUCGCACGGCGCAAAUAUUUGUAUUCACGAAUAUGAUUUUUGUAUCGAUCUGGGUGUGAUCUAAGUAUAUUAUAUAUGUAUCUACAAAAAAACAAUGUAUCUAAGUUUUUAUAUCAAUUGUCUAGUACCCAUAACACAAGCUCUAAGCUGCUUAGCGUGGGACUAGAUGGCGCUGUGUUAAUUGUCCUGAGAUAUUAUUAUAUAUUAUACAAAAUAAUGUUUUUAAAUAAU